AUGUUCCUCAUCGUUACGGCGACCGGAACCGCGUACACCGGCUCCCGUCGCCAGAACGUCAGCCAUCCCCGCGUCACCGUCGAGGACUUCAUGCCCAUGCCGAGGUGGUUCCCCUCCCCACCAUCCCUCGCCUUCCACCGCCACGAGGGCGCCUGGCUCGACGCCGCCUCCCAGCUCAACGCGUCCGGCAUCGCCGACACCGAGCGCAUGUGGCGGACCGAGGAGCGCUGCCGCCUCCUCGUGCUGCGCAGCUGCCCCGAGGUCGAGCAGCCCCGGGUGUUCCCGCUGCUCCAGGAGCUCUACCGCAAGCCCGUCCUCCCCGCCGGCCUCCUGCUGCCGGAGGACAGUCUGCGCGAGUCCGACGGCGACCACGGCGCCGGCGCCGGUGUAGGACCGAGAAAUGCGACCAGAGGGGGGGUGAAUGGGAGCCUUCGAAAAUUAUCGCGAUCAAAAACUUCGGCUCACAAUUCAAGAGUGCACCCCAACCCCAGAGUUCUAGGCGAUGUGCAGAGUAGCUACAAGGGAGUUACACUAACACAAAACAAGCCUAGGAACCAAAGCGAUCAAGUGCGGAAGCAAUUUCACGAAAGCAGUGCAAGAACCAAGCAAGGUAUAUAUCAUCGGUUGAUCCGACGCACACGUUUGAACGACGUCGGUUCAACCGGUGAUACAGAGCCUGCAGCAAACAACCAGUGAGCACCGGUUGAACCGACGCUGGGUUUUGAACCUCGUCGGUUAAACCGGUGAUCGAACGUCGGUUAAACCGACAAAAUCGCAAACUCACGUCGGUGCAGUUGUCCAGAGGAUCAACAAAAUGCACCAGACCAAGCAAUGAACACCGGUUAAACCGAUGCUAAAAAAAACUCGAGCGUCGGAGCAGUUGUCCAGAGAGACAACAAAACCAAAGUAAAUGAACGCCGGUUGAUCCGACGUAGGCAAAACCCUAUACGUCGGUCAAACGCCCAAAACUGCGAACCAAAAAAGUACCGCCGGUUAAACCGACGUCGGGGAGAUCAAAGCACCGGUGCAAUCACACAUAAACCCCAAAAACCCUAACCCGUGACAAAAGCACUCACCGGUUGAUCCGACGCUCAGGAACGCCAGCGUCGGUUCAACCGGCGUUAAGGAAAAAUCCUGCCCGAGCGGAGCAGAGUUUUUCCAGCCCGCGACCUGAGAGAGAUUUGACGUUUGAAAGCCCAAAUCAAGUCGAAAUCUAACCAAAUUUCGCAGGCACGCUCACAAAGACCUUGUGAACCUACCCACCAAAGGAAUCGACGAUCCACUCCAUGGAUUGUGAGGAAUCGACGAAGAACGAGGCAAGAACGGGGUUUUCAGAAUUUUCCUAAAACUGAGUUCUUGAAGGCUCGCGAUCUAGAUGGAUUCUAGCACUUGGUUAGGAUGAUUCUAGUCGCCAAGAAAAACCUUAAGAACCACAGCAACAAGUAGUAGAAACACCAGAACAAGGAAAUCAAGAACUAGGAUGAUUCAUGCAUGUAGAGCUCAGAUGAACAUGAAACGAACCUUGAUUUCAAAGCCCCGAGGGCACAAGGAGGGAUGGGCCUCCUUUCCCACAAGAUCUCCUUACAAGUUCUUCAAAAAUCCAUUGCAAGAAUCCUAGAGAUGGAAGGGGAGAAGAAGAACUUGAGAGAGAGAGAGCUGGGAGGAGGUGGCGCCUGGCUCUCUUCUUCUGUUAUGUCCAGCGCCAGAGCCACCCAGAGAGGGGCGCCUUCCUUUUUACUAGCCAGGCCAGCUGCCCUCCCACUUUUCCUUUCUCUCCAAGCCAUCCUCUAAUGACUAGACUACCCCUAAGUGCUGAAAUUAAACUACAAGGCCCUUAGGGGCAAAACUGGAAAAGAUACAUUGAAGAUCAUCCGACGGCUGCGACGACUUGGAGUAGUUUGCUUCGACCCGACGCAAUCUUCCCGAUGUCGCCACGCGUCCUUCUGGAAU
This is a messenger RNA of Panicum virgatum (switchgrass), 1950 nucleotides long. Its product is annotated as putative UDP-rhamnose:rhamnosyltransferase 1. The record is from RefSeq and is a predicted model, not a curated record. The transcript has a single exon. NCBI's taxonomy places the organism in Eukaryota, Viridiplantae, Streptophyta, Magnoliopsida, Poales, Poaceae. The coding region runs from base 1 to 696 and encodes 231 amino acids.